Pteronotus mesoamericanus is the source of this 604-nucleotide messenger RNA. It is a transcript of the gene EREG, whose product is annotated as epiregulin. NCBI's taxonomy places the organism in Eukaryota, Metazoa, Chordata, Mammalia, Chiroptera, Mormoopidae. The transcript has 5 exons. Gene Ontology annotation, molecular function: epidermal growth factor receptor binding; growth factor activity. The coding region runs from base 1 to 492 and encodes 163 amino acids. Gene Ontology annotation, biological process: positive regulation of cell population proliferation; epidermal growth factor receptor signaling pathway; positive regulation of mitotic nuclear division. The record is from RefSeq and is a predicted model, not a curated record.
AUGGAACCGCGCCGCGCCCGCUGCGUCCGCGCGCUGCUGAUCUGCCUGGGUUUUCACCUUCUACAAGCAGUUCUCAGUACGACUGUGAUUCCUUCAUGUAUUCCAGGAGAAUCGGAAGACAACUGCACAGCUUUAGUUCAGCCAAAAAAUGAUCCACGUGUGGCUCGAGCGUCAAGAACAAAGUGUACCUCUGACAUGAAUGGCUACUGUUUACAUGGAGAGUGCAUCUACCUGGUGGACAUGAGUGAAAAAUACUGCAGGUGUGAAUUGGGUUAUGCUGGUGUCCGAUGUGAGCACUUCUUUUUAACUGUCCAACAACCUUUGAGCGAAGAAUAUGUGGCUCUGGCUGUGAUUCUUACCAUCUUCUUUCUUCUCUUAGUCGCUGGUUCCAUAUACUACUUCUGGACCUGGUACAGAAAUCGAAAAAGUGAAAAAUCAAGGAAAGAAUAUGAAAGGGUGACCUCAGGGGAUCUGGCGUUGCCACAAGUCUGAAUGGCGUCAUCAAGCUCAUGGGCUGGGAGGUGCAGCAUGCCUGUUGACGUUAAUAUUCCUAUUUUAUUAAUAAUAUUUAUGUAGGGACAUGUGUUGUUGACAAUGGUAUAUU